GUUGCACUGCGGGUGAGACCGGAGGCAGCAUCUGCUCUCCUCUCCUCUCCUGAGCCUCCGGCUGCGGCUGCGGCUACGAGCGCGUCCAUGGCGUCCCUCUCCCCUUCCCUCCACCUCCCUUGCAAUUCAAGGACUGGCUUUGUUGCAAAGACACAAGGGAUUCGUCUUCGUGUUAUCCCUGCUGGCAGAGUUGGUUUUGUCAGAAAAACAGUGGAGUGCAAGGAAUCUAGAAUAGGAAAGAAACCGAUUGAAGUGCCAUCAAAUGUGACCCUUACAUUGGAGGAGCAGUUUGUUAAAGCAAAGGGUCCAUUAGGGGAGUUAUCACUAAACUACCCAGCUGAAGUAAAAGUGGUGAAAGAAGAAUCUGGUAAGCUGAGAGUUUCCAAGACUGUGGAGACCAAAAGGGCAAACCAGAUGCAUGGCCUUUUCAGAACCCUGACGGACAACAUCAUCGUAGGGGUGUCAAAGGGGUUUGAUAAGAAGCUUCAACUAGUCGGGGUCGGGUAUCGUGCAGCGGUGGAGGGUAAAGAUCUUGUAAUGAACCUGGGGUUUUCGCACCCUGUUCGGAUGGCUGUUCCUGAAGGCCUGAAAGUUAAGGUGGAGGAGAACACCAGGAUCAUUGUGAGUGGCUAUGACAAGAGUGAGAUCGGACAAUUCGCUGCUUCCAUAAAGAAGUGGAGGCCACCUGAGCCAUACAAGGGGAAGGGUAUCCGGUACGCUGAUGAGUUCGUCAGAAGAAAGGAAGGCAAGGCUGGGAAGAAGAAGUAGAAACCUGAGUGCCUGAGUCUUUGUUACAUGUACUUUGUUUCAUACUUCAUUUCACCUUUUUCCUAUGUAACCCCUCACAUAUUUUGUGAAGAAGAAACCAGACUAGUGGGGGCAAAAACAUGUUGUUUCACUCUUUCACGACUUGUAGAGAUGAUACCUGUUUUCAUCAAC
This is a messenger RNA of Oryza brachyantha (malo sina), 939 nucleotides long. Its product is annotated as 50S ribosomal protein L6, chloroplastic. Gene Ontology annotation, biological process: translation. NCBI's taxonomy places the organism in Eukaryota, Viridiplantae, Streptophyta, Magnoliopsida, Poales, Poaceae. Gene Ontology annotation, cellular component: ribosome. The transcript has 3 exons. The coding region runs from base 88 to 768 and encodes 226 amino acids. Gene Ontology annotation, molecular function: rRNA binding; structural constituent of ribosome. The record is from RefSeq and is a predicted model, not a curated record.